This is a messenger RNA of Aspergillus ochraceoroseus IBT 24754, 993 nucleotides long. RefSeq lists its product as uncharacterized. Lineage: Eukaryota; Fungi; Ascomycota; Eurotiomycetes; Eurotiales; Aspergillaceae. The transcript has a single exon. The record is from RefSeq and is a predicted model, not a curated record. Bases 1 to 993 code for a protein of 330 amino acids.
AUGGCUGAGACUACCCGCGAUGCGCUCCAUUGGCCUCCUCUGGCCUUUGAUCCGUUGAACCCUGGCCCCGGGUUCAGUCUGGAGCCAGGAGUCGCCGGCGACGAAGAGCUGUGGUAUACUGGGUUCGACGAACCGCCCUCAUCCCCGAGACUGGGGCAAGUGUCAAGCAGGUAUGCAUUUCCCGGGAGGCACGGAGAAAGAAAAAAACCCCGACUUGAGGAUGAUGUGCAUUUCCACGCUACAUCGGCCACGGAUGGCGAUGAUGCCAGCGCUGCUCCGUAUACUCUCGGGAGCCUCCUUCGAUCGACCUCGCAGCUCGCCUCAGAACGAGCCCUAUACAUGAAUGUCCCCGCACACAGUUUCUCUGUGCAAGGCAGCAGCAGUCCCCAGCCAGUCGUAUACCAUUCCUCCUCCUCGCCCAUCACAGACUCCCCCCCAAGCGAGGCAGACUGGGAACGCGAUCCGGAUUUCUUCGAAUUCACCCAGGUGUACCAGUUACCCCCGGCGACGACGACGACGACGACCACAGCCGGAGACGCAAUCGAGACAGAGCACGAGAGCGAGCGCGAUUUCGCCCCGAUGCACACGCAAGCGGCGAUUGACCCUGUGGCGGCUGCUGUCCACAUCGCUCCCACUCCUACUCCUAUUCCCCACCACCACCACCACCACCAGAAGAAGAGGAAGCAGUACGAGACCAACGACCCCGAUGACGACGAGCAUCUCAUCCCGCUGGAAAUGCCCGACGGUACCACGCGCUUCACCUCGAAUUGGCUCCCCGUUGACCCGCAAGGCGGGUUCACCAUCCCCCCUCCACCACCACGGCGGGUUCACUUUCACCAUACAGCAGCAGCAGCAGCAGCAGUAGCAGCAGUAGAACACUCGUUCGAUCCCAGUCUGCCAGACUACCCGCCGUUUCCCCCGGAAUGCAAUUACCACGACGCCUUUAUCUCUCUUGACGCGGGGCUGUCGCACGCCGGGGGGGGUGGGGGGUGA